Messenger RNA from Diorhabda carinulata, 1761 nucleotides. RefSeq names its product E3 ubiquitin-protein ligase RFWD3-like. The transcript is spliced from 2 exons. The record is from RefSeq and is a predicted model, not a curated record. Lineage: Eukaryota; Metazoa; Arthropoda; Insecta; Coleoptera; Chrysomelidae. Bases 122 to 1696 code for a protein of 524 amino acids. Gene Ontology annotation, molecular function: protein binding; ubiquitin protein ligase activity. Gene Ontology annotation, biological process: interstrand cross-link repair; protein ubiquitination. Gene Ontology annotation, cellular component: nucleus.
AUUACUCUCUGAAUGUUCAGAUUAUGAUCAGUUUAAUCCGAUAAUGAUUAUCGAAAAGGCCUAAUAAAAUUUAAAGUUUUGUGUUUUGGCACUAAUAAACAAUGAAGAUUUUUAAAGUAUAAUGGAUAAUAUUAACGUAUAUUUACCUCAAAAUAAUGCUUCUGUACCAUCCCAUCCAUUUGAAAACACUAGUCUAGAAAUGGAAGUCAAUAGUCAAGAACAAAUAACAAUUAGUCAAACAUCUAAUGGAAAUUUGGAAACAACUAAUGAUAUUGAUAACGAAGACGGUACCCUUUGUCCAAUUUGUUUAGAUAACUGGACGAAUUCGGGAGAUCAUCGAAUCUGUGCAUUGAAAUGUGGACAUUUAUUUUGUUACAAGUGUGUUUAUAGGUGGUUAGAUACCCAACAAGAAAAAUCGUGCCCCACUUGUAAGAAAAAAGCAUGUAAAAGUGAAAUAAGAUUUAUCUAUACCAAGAAACUGAUCGCAGUGGAUAACACAGAGUUAGAAAAUGCGAAACAACUGUUAAAUGUAGCAAUUGAAGAAAAAAAUAGAUUACAAAUGGAUUUAUCUAAAUACAUAUGUCGAGAGGAAAUUUUAAAGCAAGAAAUAGCUCAACUAAAAAGUCACAUUAAUGAAUUAACUAAAAAAAGAAUAAACAAUUCGAGAAUUCCUAAUAACGAGAUUAAUCCCACAAUUAAAUCAAGUAUAAGAUUGUACAUGGAAAAAUCGUUAGAAAUAUGUCGUCAAAACGGUUGUAGAGUAUUUGAUUAUAGUAAUGCUUUCGACUCAAUUGUAUCAUCAUCUAAAUCUCCGAAUAAUCUAUUUUCUGGUUUUGGAAUAAGGAAAGUCAACAUGUCUUUAUACAAACCUCUGGCUUUUGUACCUCUUCAUAAUCAGCAAAUCAGAGAUUUACGUUUUCAUUCAACUAAUAAUUGGCUUCUGACCGCAUCCAUGGAUAAAUGUUUCAAAGUAACCGACACAAACGCGAAUAAAGUUAUUUGUACCACAAAGGAAACCAUGCCUUUGUGGUCUUGUUGUUGGGAUAGCGAUAAUCAAUAUAACUUCUACACCGGCACCCAAUCCGGUAACUUAAUUAAACAUGACAUCCGCAAUUUAAAUGAACCUUUAUGUACCUUAUCAAUAGAAGGUGACGCAUCCCCUGUUGUGUCAAUAGCGUCGAUUCCUAGAUCACCCGGAUCAGAUUUUCACAAUGGAGCUGUUGUAUCCUGUAAACUAAAUUCCCUGUGGAUAUUUGAAAAUGACGGGGAGAGUUAUCAAAAACAUUCUUUACCAUUAAACGGUCCAUUUGUUAGUAUGAAAUACGAAAAGGAAUUAAAACAAUUACUGGUGUCGUCUAGACCGAAUCAUAUAGUACCACAUUCUACACAUUCGCUUUGCACAUUAAAUAAAAAUCCUGAUGGUGGAAUAAAUUGUCUUACAACACAUACGUUUCAAGGAGGAGGUAUGCAAAAGUUGUUAUCAAAAACCUGUUUCGUUUCCGACGAACAACAGUAUAUUGCCGCUUUCGAAGAAUCUUAUAAACGUGUUUUUCUAUGGAGUAUUCAUACUGGUGAUAAAGUUUGUUCGGUUCCUGCUAACGAGGCUGUAUUAGAUUUAAAUGGCGUUAAAAAUAGUAAUGGAAACUUUCUAGUUUCUCUAACCGAAAGGAAAAUGGAUUUUUUCAAAUUUCAGUAGUUGUUUAUAGCUCAAAUAUAAUUUUUAAGUUGUAUAUUUUUUUAUUAUUAAAACUUUAUUUAACU